AGAGAGAAGGCCUCCUCCCUACAUAAACAAAGCCUCGGGAUUCCAAAUCCAAAUUUGCAGCCAUAACUUUGCCACGCACAGUUAUUUGGAGAGAAAAAUGGCGAAGGCCAUGAUAGCAUCUCAACCUUUGCUCUCCAACCACUCCUUUCCGGUGAUUAAACCCUACACUCUAACUUCCCCCCUCUCUCCUUUCCGUUUCUUCAGACCACAACAACCACUGCUCUCUCCUUUAAUCUCCACCACCACUCCCUUCUCACUCUCACCCAAUCGCCGGAAUUGUUCUCUUACCCGCCCUGCCGCUCGCAGGAAACCCACAUUCGUUGAUUCUACAGACUUUUCCAACGACGGUGAUUCCAAUGUCCGACGGUUGCUUCAAGUUCUGCUCUGGGGUGCUGAGGCUGUUUACAUUUUGUGGCUAUUUCUCCUUCCUUAUGCUCCGGGAGAUCCUGUGUGGGCAAUCAGUUCAGAAACUGUGAAUUCUCUUCUGGGUCUUUCUCUGAAUUUCUUCUUUGUAUUGCCUGCUAUGAACUCUGUGGGCAUUCGUUUGAUUGAUGCUCCUGUUCUUCACCCAAUGUCUGAGGGAUUGUUCAAUUUUGUUAUCGCAUGGACGCUCAUGUUUGCUCCCCUGCUGUUCACGGAUCGAAAGAGGGACCAAUACAGUGGUUCAUUAGACUUAUUGUGGGGCUUUCAGAUGUUCCUUACGAACACCUUUUUGAUACCUUAUAUGGCUAUCCGGCUUAAUGAGGCUAGUGAAGACUCUGCCCCACAACCGCAGUCGAAGCUGGGCACUUUGAUGACCAAUGGAGCUCCUGUCGUUGGCGUGAUCGGUGGUGCAAUGUGCAUCAUAUCGAUAAUAUGGUCGUUCGUUGGUCGAGCGGAUGGUAACUUUGGAGGUGUAGCAGAGAGAUGGGAGUUCUUGAUCCAAUAUCUAUCUUCAGAGAGGUUAGCUUAUGCUUUUAUUUGGGAUAUUUGCCUUUACAGUGUAUUCCAGCCUUGGUUGAUUGGAGAAAACCUUCAAAAUGUUAAGGAGAGCAAGAUUGGAGUUGUAAGUUCCCUUAGAUUUGUCCCUGUGGUUGGCUUAAUUGCCUAUCUUCUUUUUCUCAAACUUGAUGAGGAAUUAUAAUUUCUGCUUGCAUGUAACAACAACUAAAAAUUAGAUAAAUAUGGGUUAUUUGUUAAAAGACAAUUUAGGCCAAAGUACUUCCGUUGAUAUCA
Molecule: messenger RNA, 1215 nt
Organism: Cucumis sativus (cucumber)
Lineage: Eukaryota; Viridiplantae; Streptophyta; Magnoliopsida; Cucurbitales; Cucurbitaceae
Exons: 5
Coding region: 98-1123 (341 amino acids)
Source: RefSeq, a predicted model, not a curated record